This is a messenger RNA of Osmia lignaria (orchard mason bee), 3546 nucleotides long. RefSeq names its product Leucine zipper and EF-hand containing transmembrane protein 1 (gene Letm1). NCBI's taxonomy places the organism in Eukaryota, Metazoa, Arthropoda, Insecta, Hymenoptera, Megachilidae. The record is from RefSeq and is a predicted model, not a curated record. Gene Ontology annotation, biological process: intracellular monoatomic cation homeostasis. Gene Ontology annotation, cellular component: mitochondrial inner membrane. Gene Ontology annotation, molecular function: calcium ion binding; ribosome binding.
GGUAAGGGUAAGGGUAAUAAGAACACUGCCUGAAUGUUCUUAAAUACCGAUCAUCGUUUCGUAAAUAAACGAAAAUUCAGUUUUGCAACAUAAUUGUAGUAUACAUUGAAUCGUAAAUGUAUUUGGAAACAUAACUGUGCAAGAAUAAUUAAAUAUAAAUCAGUAUUAAUUUAUCCUAGCAACGUGGUUAUCAGUUUAACAACCAUCUGAUCUUUGAUCUCUCAUCGCUAUGUUCAAGUUAGAAAAUGUGUAAUGGUAUGGUAUCAUAUGGUAUUUUACCACACUACGGCGACAUACGAGUUUAAUAAAGAACGAAAAUUACGAAAACAAUAUUUUAAUAUAAAAUGAAUUCGUUAAUUCAUACAAAAGCAAUGGUAUCUGGUCACAGAUCAGCAAUACGCCAGUAUGGCUGCUUUAAAUUAUGGUACAGUACCAAUCAAAUAAAUGGUAGCUUAGCAUUUGUUUAUAUGGGUAGAAGAGACCCAAGAAAUAGUAGAUUGUUAAUGCAUUCAGCAUUAGCAGAAAAUUGUCCUAAUUAUAAUAAUAAUUUGCCAUAUGUACAAUUCCGUACAUUUUAUGUAACACCAACAUGGAAGGGUCAAGAGUCAUCUUCUAAGGUUGAAAAGACUGUAAAGAAUAUCAAGGAACAAAAGGCAGAGGAAAAGGCAAAGGCAGAAGAAAAGGCAAAGGCAGAAGUCUCUGUUGCUAAAAGUGUUCCAAAAGAAAUUAUAGAAAAGCCUACACUAUGGCAAAAAGUAAAGGGUGAAAUUUUACAUUAUUAUCAUGGAUUUAGAUUAUUGGGCCUUGAUAUGAAAAUAUCAUCAAAGCUACUUUGGAGAAUUUUGAAGGGUCAUGAACUUAGUAGAAGAGAACAUAGACUUCUUGUAAAAACAACAGGGGAUGUGUUCAGGCUUAUUCCUUUCUCCGUUUUCAUUAUUGUACCCUUCAUGGAAUUUUUGCUUCCAAUUGUCAUUAAAUUCUUCCCUGGGUUGUUACCAUCCACCUUCCAAACAGCAACAGACAAGGAGAAUAAAUUGAAACAAGCAUUAAAAAUGAAAAUUGAAAUGGCUAAAUUUUUGCAAAAAACGUUGGGUGAUAUGGCUGUGCAAUCGUCCGAUUAUAAAUCGAAAAGAGCCAAAGAAUUUGCCGAAUUCUUUUAUAAAGUUCGUAGUUCUGGUUCUGUAGCCAGCAAUGAAGAAAUAAUGCAAUUCAGCAAACUUUUUGAGGAUGAAAUUACUUUAGACUCCCUUAGUCGACCGCAAUUAGUUGCAUUAUGUAGAGUAUUAGAUGUGCAAACUCUUGGAACGACGAAUUUUUUAAGAUUUUUACUUAGAAUGCGGUUAAGGAGUCUUACCGCAGAUGAUAAAUUAAUUGAGAAAGAAGGUAUAGAUUCUCUUACUAGAAGUGAGCUACAACAGGCGUGUAGAGCACGUGGAAUGCGAGCGUACGGACUGCCAGACAGUAAAUUAAAAGAGCAGUUGUCUCAAUGGUUAGACUUAAGUUUAAACAAAAAGGUUCCACCGUCGUUGUUGCUUCUUUCACGAGCAUUAAUGGUCCCAGAAACGAUCCCUAUGUCAGACAAAUUAAAGGCUACUAUAUCAGCUCUUCCCGAUACGGUCGUUGCGCGUACUCAGUGUGCAAUAGGAGAGAAGGAGGGUAAAAUGGAUCAUAAGACGAAUAUUGAAAUUAUAAAGAUGGAAGAACGUAAGAUUGAAGAGGAACGACAAGAAAAAGAACCGCAACCUGCUGUUCAUCAAGAACACAAAACUGAUGAGAUUACGAAAACGGAUGUGAAAGUAAUAGAACAGGCAUUAGAUUCUCUUGGAGAGGUAAAGUUUAUCUCUGAUUUUAUCAAGGAUAAGAAGCAUAUAGUUGAAAAAGGAGAACUAAAAGAACUGAAAGAAGAAAUGGCCGAUUAUCAAGAAGAUCUUAAAGAGUUUUACGAAAUUAAAGCGGCUGCAAAGGGUCAAAAGGAUAUAGAAAAUAUUAAAGUAUCCAAGGGUGCUAUACGAUUAUUUAAACAAGUGAAUAAAAUGAUUCAUAAGAUGGAUGAAGUUGUAUCAGAACUUGAGUCGAAAAAACAAAUCAAACAGUCCGAAAAGAAAGAAAAUGUUGAUGAAGAAAAAGGCACAAGUUCUAAAACCAUUGAAGAAUUAGUUAAAAUAGAGGAAUUAAUUUCAGCUAUUAGGAAAAUUCAGAAUGUACCGGAUCAACAUCGAUUACAACGUAUAACUGAAAUCUUAGCAAAAAUCGAUGACGAUAGAGAUGGUGCUAUAAGAGUCGAAGACGUCCUUAAGGUGUUAGAACUAAUUGGAAAGGAGGAUAUUAAAUUGAGCAAAAAACAAGUAGAUGAAUUACUUGAAUUAAUUGAUAAGGAAGAAAUUUUAGAAUCAGACGAUCAAAUACAAAAAACAUUACAAAAGGAAACAAGUGAAAAACUUAAAGAUGGAGAAUGUACUGCAACAAAAUAUGUUGCGCCUAAAUCUCCGGUUCCUGCUACGCCUGUAACGACUGAAAAAGGUUAUGGUAAAGAGGAAUUAGAUGAAAAUGUUGCAGAUUCUAAGAAAAGUGUUGGCACAUCUUCAUCCGAAACGGAAAAAGAAAGGUCAGCCGCGGUUCUUAAAAGUAAUUCCACUUCCGACCCGGUUAGAAAUCCUCCAAUAGCCCCUGGAGUGCCACCACCGGCCAAAAAAGCGGAAGGCUCUAAACAGCUGUGAUUACCGUACGGUGUAUGUAAUUAUGAAUACAGUGUUUUUAUUGGGUAUUAAUCAGGAGAGAUAUUGCACUUUCAUCUCCACAUUAUGUUUCUACCUCUAUGCUAUGACAUUGUAUAUCUUUGUUUUACAAGUGAAGUUGUAUAGUAAAAAAUGUUUGCAAUGAUAUCAGGUAUGUAUCAAGGUAUUUCUUAAUUGCUGCUGCAUACGUGAGUUUUACUAUUUAUAAUAUUUGAUUAAAAGCAAAAAAAAAAACAUUAAUGUUUGCAUCUAUGACUAAAGCAGAUCCUGAAUGAUGAAGACUGUGAUGCAUUUAAUGGCAUCAAUACAUUGAUCUAUUAAUUGCAAGAUAACUGUGCUGGUCACAAAAACGAUAUUUUUCAUGUAAAUUCCUAAUUAAUGUAGAAAAUGUUUCUUUUCUUCUGAAAUUACACGUGACAAUACUAUUAUCAUGAUUAACAGUGAAAUAUGACAGGAAUAUUCAUUUUUUAUUUGAAUAAAACUCAAUUCCAAAAUAUAAUACCAUAAGGAAUCAUUCCAUCUGUCUGAGUGUUCAUUGCUAUUACAGAAUUAUAGUGUACAAAUUACUGAUCACUUUUAUUUUGCUUUAUAAUAAUAAAUAUGUACUUCUAUGAUCAAGAUUGAAAAGAGAUGUAUAUUUAUAAAUAAUUUUAUUAAUAUUAAACUACAUAAACAGAGAGUUAGCUACUACAUGUAUUGAUUACAUAAGAAUGCUAUUGUGUAAUAAAAUGUAAAAUAUUUGAGUGAUAAAGGCAUUACGUAAGGAAAAUGUAAUGUUUAUUGAACAUUAAUUACAGCUGAAAGUAAAUGA